This is a messenger RNA of Ochotona princeps (American pika), 1643 nucleotides long. It is a transcript of the gene RNF144B, whose product is annotated as ring finger protein 144B. Gene Ontology annotation, molecular function: zinc ion binding; ubiquitin protein ligase activity; ubiquitin conjugating enzyme binding. Gene Ontology annotation, biological process: ubiquitin-dependent protein catabolic process; positive regulation of proteasomal ubiquitin-dependent protein catabolic process; protein polyubiquitination. Gene Ontology annotation, cellular component: ubiquitin ligase complex; cytoplasm; mitochondrial membrane. The record is from RefSeq and is a predicted model, not a curated record. The transcript has 9 exons. NCBI's taxonomy places the organism in Eukaryota, Metazoa, Chordata, Mammalia, Lagomorpha, Ochotonidae. Bases 341 to 1252 code for a protein of 303 amino acids.
UUGUUUUUUUUUUUUAAGUGUUUGUCCUGCCAAGUCCACCUGGAAGCCUUUUUUGGCCACAUUGUUUGUUUUUACAUGGUGUGCUGCAAUGAAUCGAUUCUUCAGUCAUCACCGAGAAAGGCAAUAUAGCGUAUCUGUGACAGUGGGGAUUAUAUCUGACUCCCAGAAGAACUGAAAGACUAUGCAGACUCCAAGAUCAGCACUUGGUCGGGUUGAAACUGGAUGUGCAAUGGUGGCUCCAGAAGAGAGGUCAGAAAUCCACCGGAGCGGCCUUGCUGGGGACCGGAGUUUCUGAGUCAGCCAAGGACUGAGGAGACUGGAGAAGACAGAAGAGAGGCUGAUGGGCUCAGUGGGCAGACUCCAUUAUCUCACCAUGACUGCUGAAAACCCAAUGCCUGGGGACGUGGCGCUGGCCCCCCUUGUCACCUGCAAACUCUGCCUGUGCGAGCAGUCGCCGGACAAGAUGACCACACUCCAGGAAUGCCGCUGCAUCUUCUGCACAGCUUGCCUGAAGCAGUAUAUGCAGCUGGCAAUCCGAGAAGGCUGUGGGUCUCCCAUCACUUGCCCUGAUGUGGUGUGCCUGAACCAUGGAACCCUGCAGGAAGCUGAGAUUGCCUGUUUGGUAUCCGUGGAUCAGUUUCAGCUUUAUCAGCGGUUAAAAUUUGAACGAGAAGUUCACUUGGACCCCUACCGGACAUGGUGCCCUGUUGCAGACUGUCAGACUGUGUGCCCUGUUGUAUCCAGUGACCCAGAUCAGCCUGUGCUGGUGGAAUGCCCUUCCUGCCAUCUGAAAUUCUGCUCAUGUUGCAAGGAUGCUUGGCACGCAGAUGUUGCCUGUAGAGACAACCAACCUGUUGUCCUGCCAGCAGAGCACGGAGCCCUCUUUGGAACAGACGUGGAGGCCCCCAUUAAGCAAUGCCCAGUCUGCCGGGUUUAUAUCGAACGCAACGAAGGCUGUGCUCAGAUGAUGUGCAAGAACUGCAAGCACACCUUUUGCUGGUACUGCCUCCAGAACCUGGAUAAUGACAUUUUCCUCAGGCAUUAUGACAAAGGACCCUGCAGGAAUAAACUCGGUCACUCGAGAGCAUCGGUGAUGUGGAACCGAACACAGGUGGUGGGGAUUCUUGUAGGAUUGGGCAUCAUUGCCUUGGUGACUUCCCCGUUGUUACUCCUGGCCUCCCCGUGUAUAAUCUGCUGUGUCUGCAAGUCCUGUCGGGGCAAGAAGAAAAAGCAUGAUCCGGCCACCACUUAAGGAUUCCCUCCCUUUUGCCGUCCAUGUGCCACAGAUGUCUGGGUUCUAAGAGACAGCACAGGGUGUUACAGCCCCCUUUGGUGGCCUUGCCUCCUUCUCCUUGCCAAACUUUGGAAGUGCCUCUGUGUCCAGACUUUGAACUUGCCUGCCAGCCUUCGACAUUGAGAAAAGCCAAGUCCUGGGUGUGACAAGAACCAGGCUCUGCAUUCCAGGCUGUGUCUAUGGAGCAGGUUGGACACUCUGGGGUUGCUUGAGAAGAAUGCACACAUCAUCAUUUUCUCAUCCAAAGAAUCCUCCCGAGCUGUUCAACUUCCAGCCAAGUUCAAGGAGCCUGAGUGAACAUUUGAUGUAAUAAAUGUGUUGUGCUUGGCGACGUAUGCGGUCAUAGAAA